Abrus precatorius (Indian licorice) is the source of this 2520-nucleotide messenger RNA. Its product is annotated as (E,E)-geranyllinalool synthase-like. NCBI's taxonomy places the organism in Eukaryota, Viridiplantae, Streptophyta, Magnoliopsida, Fabales, Fabaceae. The coding region runs from base 1 to 2520 and encodes 839 amino acids. The record is from RefSeq and is a predicted model, not a curated record. The transcript has 12 exons. Gene Ontology annotation, biological process: diterpenoid biosynthetic process. Gene Ontology annotation, molecular function: terpene synthase activity; magnesium ion binding.
AUGGAAACCCCUUUAAUAUCCUCCCUUCGAAUUAGUGUUGAAAAGACAAAGGGGAAACUAUUCGCCUCAAGUUUUGACCCCUACUCUUUUGUAUGUCCUUCUGCUUAUGACACUGCAUGGUUAGCAAUGAUACCUCAUACCCAUAACCCUUUCCAACCCAUGUUCAAAAAUUGCUUAGACUGGAUCCUCAACAACCAAAACCAAGAAGGGUUUUGGGGUGAGUGUGAUGCCUUUGGCAAACCCACCUUGGAAUCGCUUCCUGCAACUCUUGCUUCCAUGAUUGCACUCAAAAAGUGGAACACCGGUGCAAUUGUGAUAGACAGAGGUUUGGAAUUCAUUGAAGCAAAUACUGAGAAGCUGCUAAAGGAAAUGGAUAAUGAUUUCCCACGAUGGUUUACUAUUGUUUUCCCUGCCAUGGUUGAACUUUCAAAGAGUGUUGGUUUAGAAAUUGUGUUCCCAGAUACAGUGACGGAGAGAGUGUCUAACAUCUUUCGCGAUCAGCAAAAUCUGCUUGACAAGGAGGAACUUGUUGGGCAGCAUUGCUUCCCAACAUUGUUAUUAUAUCUUGAAGCUUUGCCCCCUUCUUAUGCUGUGAGUGAAGAAUAUAUAUGUAGCGCUCUGGGUGAUGAUGGUUCACUAUUCCAAUCUCCUUCAGCUACUGCAAAAGCAUUCAUGGCUACUGGGAAAAUUGAGUGUCUGGCCUAUUUACAGUCCAUAAUUCAGAGAUGCCCCAAUGGAGUUCCACAGACAUAUCCAUUGGAUGAGGACCUCAUAAGGCUCUGCAUGGUAAACCAAUUACGAAGGUUAGGGUUGGCUGAGCACUUUGUUGAGGAGAUUGAAGAAAUGUUAACAAAAGUCUACAGGAACUAUGUGGACCAACUAGCGUGGAAAAAACCUACCAACAUGGUUACGGCUCAACUUCACAAAGACUCUUUGGCAUUUCAGCUCCUAAGGAUGCAUGGGUACAGAGUAUCGCCCUCAUUAAGCUUUGGUUGGUUUCUUGAAAAUGAAGAAAUAAGAGGACAAGUUGAAAAGGAACCGGAGUUAUUCUCAACGACAAUGCUUAACGUGUACAGAGCCUCGUGCAUCAUGUUUUGUGGUGAAUAUGAACUUGAGGAAGCUGAAUCUUUCUCGAGGAACCUGCUUCAGAAAUGGUCGGUGGCUAAAACUGAUGAAUCGCACGUGAAACUUUCACGAUUCCGAAAACUGGUUGAGCGUGAGUUAAAUAUUCCAUGGCUAGCUCGCCUAGAUCACUUAGAUCACAGGACAUGGAUAGAAGAAAGUGAAGCCAAUUUCCUGUGGAAGGGAAAGACCUCACAUGCAAGGAUUUCAUAUUUUCACAACGCUGAUCUGCUUGAUCUUGCCAUCCAUAAUUACGAGUUUAAGCAGUCAAUUUACAAAAAUGAGUUGGAGGAACUUAAGAGUUGGUCCCAAAACAAUGGUCUAGCAAACAUGGGAUUUGGCAGAGAGAAGACUACCUAUUGUUACUACGCUGUAGCAGCUGCCACUACCAUCCCACAUGACUCUUACAUAAGAACUUUAGUGGCAAAAAUUGCUAUAUUAAUCACAGUUGCUGAUGAUUUCUUUGACAUGAAAGGAUCUCGUAGUGAAUUGGAAGGCCUCACGGAUGCAGUUAAAAGAUGGGAUUCAAAGGGUUUGAGCAGCCACAGCAAAGUCAUAUUUGAUGCUCUUGAUAAUCUUGUGAGCGAAGCUGGUAGAAAAUAUCUCGAACAAGGGGGCACUCAUGACAUUAAAAAUACUUUACAAGAUCUAUGGUAUGAAGCUUUCGUUUCGUGGCUCAUGGAGGAAAAAUGGAAAGAAAAUGGGCACACACCAUCUACUGAUGAUUACCUUAACAUUGGCAUGAUCUCUAUUGCCGCACACACAAUUGUUCUUCCAGCUUCAUGUUUUCUUAAACCUGCCUUACCAUACGAGAAACUCAAGCCAGACCAAUAUGAAACCAUCACUAAACUGCUUAUGGUUAUUUGUCGUCUAUUAAAUGAUAUACAGAGCUAUGAGAAGGAAAUUGAAGAGGGAAAGUUGAAUUUUCUUUUGCUCAAAUUAAAGAGGGAGCCAAAUUUUGUAAUGGAAGAUGCAGUUGAUUUUGUGAGAGGCAUCAUUGACAAAAAGCAGAAAGAGUUCCUUCAACAAGUUCUAGUUGACGGCGAAAGUAAUUUGCCUAAGCCUAGCAAGCUGCUUCAUCUGACAUGCUUGAAAGUUUUUCAGAUGUUCUUCAACUCUAGUAAUGCAUUUGACUCCAAUACACAACUACUUGAGGAUAUCAAUAAGGCAAUCUAUCUUCCUCUAAGUAGAAACAUUAACACCCCCAAGAUUCUCUCUUUGCAUAAUUCAAGGCCAAAGAUGAAACGUACAAGUAUGCAAAAAUUUCAGUUUAGUUGGUCCUUUAAACCCAAGAACAGUAUUAGCUUUUUUGUGCAUCAAGUUUCUCCGCCUCCCUCAAGAAAUGGUUCUGGGAUGAUACCCGUCAACCCCAAAGCCUUAUUUCCAGCCUUUACCUAA